AACAGCCACAAACUGAACAUGUUUAAGUUGAAAAAUCAAUUAAUUUAUCCAAAUUUAGUCAAGAAAACAAUGUUUUCCAAUUUAAUCGAUAUUUCUUUUGUCUUGAAAUCUCGUGUUUGUGUCUAAAGAUUCACUUUGAAGUCUUUCUUCCCGAGCUCAGACAGACGGAGGGAGCGUGAUGGGGGCCGACGGCGGUCGAUAGAGCAGCCACUCGCCUUUUUUCAGAGCACAGUGAGAUGUUGACUCAAGGUGUUGCAGCAUCUCGGGAAUGCUAUUGAAGUUUUAGUUGAAAAGUCACUGUUUGCCUGCAGGACUUCAAGAGUUUCUGUGUGAUAACUGGAGAAGUGGCGUCACGUUAACUGGAAACGUGGAACAUUGGUCCGUCUGAAUCACUUGUUACUGAUUUUUCUUACAUUUCUGCUGCACCUCCAUCCCCCAACAUCAACGACAAUGCUUAGAAACUCUUCCCAUCGAACGAGUAGCAUCGAACCUGAUGAAAUACAAACUGUCGUGCUGCGAUGCUGCUUUUUUCUUGGACUUGCAUCACUGAAAAUAGAUAUUUUUGGGUUUCAGACACGGAACAAGACGUCUGAUGGCGUCACCUCGUGCUGUAGGAGUAGUUUUCUGAAAUGUUUCAGUGCCACGUUGAAUUCCCCUCCAAUGAAAUCACGUUUCAUCCUCGUUUGAUACCGUACGGUAUUGACGAUAAUCGUACAAAUAAUCCAGUGCCUCGUUUCUUUACGCUCUCUCUUUGUUCCUUUUAUACUCUUUUCUACAUUUUACAGCCUCCCUACACUAAAGAAAAGAUGAAUUUCACUUAUAGCAUUGUUUAUUUAUCUUUAUGUUCCAUAGAUAUUGUGAUUAUAUCGUUAUCCUGACUAUCCCAGCAUCCUGUAAUUUCGAUAACACUCAGCAUAUCUUCCUAAAUUUUGCUUCGGGCCCCUCAAAGCUCUACUGGAGGGCCCCUGGAUGUUCCCAAGACCCUGGUUUGGCCUCCAGUGAUGGAGGGUAUGACAUCAGCAGAGGGCUCAGCGGGCUCAGCGGCCCGGGUGUUGGGUGUCGAGUCUCUGCGGGUGAAACCGGACCUUUGACUGCAGCGAGCCUCACUCUAACGUUAUCCAGAGCUGAUCUCAGAGCCUCGACCUGGCUCAGCACACGCGCCGUCUGUGCUAUAUUCUAUCGCAGCAUAAUGUGAUUUUAUUGUGAUAUUAAUACACAGAUGGAUGACGUGAAGUGUCGCCCCAGGAACUAUCAGUUCCACUGCAGGUAAUGCUGCAUUCAGGUUCCUCAAAAGGUUCUUAGAUGAUAUAUUCCUUGAGAGCAGCUUCAGUCUCUCUGUCUUAUGUUCACUUGUUUUCAUAAAAUGUUUCACCUGUGUGUUUAGAAAUAUUGAUGCUGUUUGUUUUCUGGAGCUUUUGAGAGAUGCAAGAAAAAUCUGAGGAGCUCAGAUCACCCAGAAUGAAGCUGCACCUGAAGGAACCUCACAUGUCCCUGCUCUGCUGACGGGGGUUCUGGGAAAUGUAGGAAAUCUCUAGAAUCAGCUCCUCAGGUUUUGAUCUUCCAAGUUCGGGUCCCGGGGUUCCUUUAUGUCCCUUUAAAGCGCCUGCGCAGUGAGAAAUCGGCGCUCAGAGGUUUGUUACUUCCUCACCUACAGCACAGACUGUUAUGUCACUCUGAAGUAUUUCAGAGGAGGGGUGAGAAAGUUUUGGAGCGCAGGUCUUAACGCGCGCACCUGCGCUCCAUGCUCACGCGUCUUAACGAGGGUCCAAAGGACAGAAUGAGCGCGCGCCAGCCCGGGUCAGUCUCGUGGCUCGGUGUUUGUCUGUCCUCUUGGCUGACAAUAAACAGAUGAAGGCGGCCGCGGGACCUGUGCCACCCCGAUGGGAGGAGAGGACGGAGCAGAGGGCAGGUCCAGCAGGGCGCGGUCUUCUUCUUCUCCCGCGGCACCUCAUCUGUACUGUAGUAGGAUCUCUUCCAUUUCCAUUUCUGCCAACAGUUCUGCGCCACAGGGACGCAUUGAGAACAAACCCGAGAGGCAGAAACCGCUGCGGGGACACCCUUUGACCGCCGUGCCCAACAGGCGCAGCCAGACUACGCACCGCGCGCCUCCGUGUCUGUCUGUAGCCCUUUUCUCACAGCUCCGACACAGAGAGACGGCUUUGAACCUGCCUGCCAAGAUAAACUCACCUCGCCUAUUUAUGCCCCUGCCUCCGCGUGCACUCGGGACAGGAGAGUGUCGGCAGCUCAGAGGACAGGUUCAGGUCUUUCCAGCUCGUCUCCAGCGGCGCACUGGCCACUUUUACGCGCCGGGAAUGGCCACCUUUGGGGACUCGGGAGUGAGUCCUGCUCCGUUACCUCCGCUCUAAAAUUAUAAAAGGGGGAACCCACGAGGGGGGACACACAUCAAAAGAAACACAGCAGUGACAUUUUGGCCACCCGCCGGGGGGUUACAUACCGGCCCCGGAGCGGGAUGCUGCUCCCGACGCUGGUGACGUGCCUCGCCGGGUGCGCCUUUCUCCUCUCGCCGGUCAGCGAGGGCUGCGGACCGGGUAGAGGCUAUGGCAAGAGGCGGUCACCGCGGAAGCUCGCACCGCUCGCCUACAAGCAGUUCAGCCCCAACGUGGCCGAGAAGACUUUAGGGGCCAGCGGGAGAUACGAAGGGAAAAUAACCCGGAACUCUGAGCGCUUCAAGGAGCUCACCCCCAACUACAACCCCGACAUCAUCUUUAAGGAUGAGGAGAACACAGGUGCAGACCGCAUGAUGACACAGCGCUGCAAAGACAAGCUCAACUCUCUGGCCAUCUCGGUGAUGAACCUGUGGCCCGGGGUCCGGCUGCGGGUCACCGAGGGCUGGGACGAGGACGGCCACCACUCGGAGGAGUCGCUGCACUACGAGGGCCGGGCGGUGGACAUCACCACGUCGGACCGAGACAGGAACAAGUACGCCAUGCUGGCGAGACUGGCGGUGGAGGCCGGGUUCGACUGGGUCUACUACGAGUCCAAGGCCCACAUCCACUGCAGCGUCAAGUCAGACCAUUCAGUGGCGGCUAAAUCUGGAGGUUGUUUCCCCGGCGAGGCCUUGGUCACGCUGGAGAGCGGCGGUCAGAAGUCCAUCAGUGACCUGCGACCUGGUGAGCGAGUCCUGGCCUCGGCGGGCAGCGACGGCAGUGGGGAACUGGUUUACAGUGAAGUCCUGGCCUUCCUGGACCGUGACCCCGUGACCUGGAAGCUCUUCUACACCCUGCACACAGAAGCUGGAGCCCGCCUUUCGCUCACCGCCGCCCACCUUGUAUUUGUGUCCGAGGGGAACUGCUCAGAGGGGGCGGUGCCGGCCCGCGGCGCCCUCAGGACUGUGUACGCCAGUGACGCCCGGCCGGGGCAGUGUGUGCUGGUGUCAGAGGGUGAAGCGGGACAGAGGCACGACGAGGGGCGUCUGUCUCGGAUCACCCGGGUCACAGUGAGGGGGAGCAGGGGGGCGUUUGCACCGCUGACCCAGCAGGGGACGUUGGUGGUGGAUGGGGUGGUGGCGUCCUGCUACGCGGUGCUGGAGCAGCACUCCCUGGCUCACUGGGCCUUCUCGCCGCUUCGGCUGCUUCACAGGUGGACUGGAUCCACCGGGAGCCACAGUGAUGGGAUCCACUGGUACUCACAGCUUUUACACUGGCUGGGGAGGAUGCUGCUGGACUCAGGACGCUUCCACCCGCUGGGCGUCGCUCAGGGCGACAGGUGAGGAAGGAAAAACGGGACACGGGUGGACUCUUUUAUCAAAAACAGACCUGAACCUCUCACUUUUUAACUGGGUAGACCCCAAAGACACGCUGGUAGAGGCGCUGUACAGGACCAUGAUGAAGUACCUGACGAGAUGGGAGAUGUUUGGGUUCCUGCUGAGGCCUGAUGGGAGUUUUUAUGGCAGGACAAAGAGGAAGACGAAGAAGAAGAAGAAGCUGUGAACUGACACAGAUGAAUUCUCCCAAAAACCACAAAGACAGACAACAAAUAUCAGAGCACUGCAGAUGUUUGCAGAUGUUUCAAAGACUUCUGGUGACACGUGUAUCCUGAAAAACUCUAUGAAACAAUAAUCCCUUAAAAAUACAUUUAAUAAAUCCUUAAACUUACCUUCGAAACACAGCAAACACUUUUAAAUCAAGGUGUUUGGGGCAUAACUUCCCCCAUAAUUUACACAUUAGUUAUAAUUUCAGGGUGGAUUUCGAUGAUUUAACGGGUUUUCUUCAUGGAUUCACCAAAGCCAUCGCUGGAUUUAACAGUAGACGCACUUUUAAGGUAUAAAUUAAAGGUAAAUUAGUGUGUUAGGGCCUUAAACCAUGCAGAUAAUUAAUUAAGAAUACCUUAUGAUAUAGCUAAGUAUUGGCAAAGACGUGGAUUGUGGGUAGACUUGGAGCUCCACGCUCUUAAUCCUGCAUAACUUUAAGCCUUAAUAUA
This is a messenger RNA of Larimichthys crocea (large yellow croaker), 4440 nucleotides long. Its product is annotated as Indian hedgehog signaling molecule. Gene Ontology annotation, biological process: multicellular organism development; intein-mediated protein splicing; regulation of gene expression. The transcript is spliced from 3 exons. The record is from RefSeq and is a predicted model, not a curated record. Gene Ontology annotation, molecular function: calcium ion binding; patched binding. NCBI's taxonomy places the organism in Eukaryota, Metazoa, Chordata, Actinopteri, Sciaenidae. The coding region runs from base 2471 to 3730 and encodes 419 amino acids.